AUGGUACCCUUCCAGCUGACUCUUUCUCUACUCCUCGCCGUGAUAACAACUUCUGCCAAUGCCGUGAGCACCACCUGGGAAACUCAUCCUUCCCACCCAACUUUGCCAGGAAAUGCUCCCAACUGCAACAAAUGGUACACUGCAAAGAAGGGCGAUGAUUGUUCCACUGUGCAACGUGACUAUGGUAUCUCCGCCGACGAGUUUUUCCGUUGGAAUCCGUCGGUCUCCAAGGACUGCAAGAAGAACUUUUGGGUGGAUACAUCGUACUGUGUUGGAUUAGGGCCAGCUAUCACCACCGGGACACCGACCCCAACGGUUACAACCUCGGUUGGCAGCUCGCCGACAACCACGUCUAUACCGACCACGAAGACUACGCCCAUCACCUCUAUUCCAAGCGGCGAUGGGACCUCAACAUCUACUGGUUCCAGCUCUACAACGACUAAGACCACCUACACGUUCAAUCAUCCCACUACUACCUGGACUCCAUCUCCGCCUCCGCGAGAGACAGCAUGGCCUCCCACAAGAACCCAGUCAGGCCAGCCCACAUCAUGCACCAGAUGGCAUGAGGUCAUGAUCGGUGACACCUGUGACACAAUCACAAGCCGCUACAGCUCGUGGAUAACAAAGGAAGAUUUGCUGGAGUGGAAUCCGGGCCUCCAGGAAGAUUGUAACUCCCCUCUCGUGGGUUAUUUUUUAUGCGUCAUGGUCAGACCGACUGACUACAUCAUAACCUAUCCAACUGGUUCAACCCCGGUGAUCAUUCCUACACCUACGCCUUACACGCCACCACCUCCAGUUUGCCCUAAUACCACGGAUACUGAGCUCGUGCCCUCGCCAACACAGUCAGGGAUGCCCAGCAAAUGUCAACUAUACUACCAUGCUACCACUGGAGACUCCUGUUCCAAGAUCUUGUCGCAGUACAACAUGCCCGAGAAACUUCUUCAUGAAUGGAACCCGGCUCUUGGUCCCGAUUGUAAGGGCCUACUGCCUGACUACUACUACUGUCUCCUUCCCAGCGGGUUCGUGCCCAUGCCGCUCACCGUCACCACAGCCCCGGCUCCCACUCAAACCGGGAUCGCCAGCAACUGCAAGGCUUGGUACCGGAGGAAUCAGUCCGAGACGUGUGCUGAUAUAGUGCGCUCUUUCGGUACAUUCUCAGACGAGGACUUCAAGGCCUGGAAUCCUGCUGUUGGCCAGAAAUGUGCUGGACUUAUCGAUGGUAACUGGUACUGUGUCGCCGUGCCUGGUACUCCUUCCACGCGCACUGCGCCUGUCCCAGCUUUCCCAACAAGCGUUCCACGCCAGCCAAAUGUUAUCAAGAACUGCACACAAUGGUGGCAUGUAUCCGAUGACGACGACUGCUAUGACGUCGCCCGGAAGAACGGUAUCACAAUGGACGACUUCCUCGCAUGGAACCCCGACGUACGCUCCGGCCAAUAUGACUGCAGGGUCCUACCCAUCGACCACGAAGUCUGCGUCGACAUACGACCCAAACCGCCCAUUCCCGGAUGCACGCCCAUCACCACAAAUACAACCACCUCAUCCAACAUGACCCUAUACCCGCCAACCAAGACCUCCUGGCACAGGACCCUGACCAGCACAACGCUCGUUACUCAAUGCGAGGACCCAUCCUCAUCCACCUGCGCCACGGCAACAAUAACCACAACGAGGCGGGUGACUCUACCUCCACCCCCCACCACCGCACCCCCCAAUACCACAUUUGUGACUGCCACAUCAGCGUCGACUCAGGAUACAGACUCGUCUUCCCCAGGCUCCGGGAAGUCACCUGUGGACUCAACUCUACCUCCCCCUCCUUCUUCACCGUCCUCCAGCUGUCCCUUCACCAAUAGUUCCAUGACGUCCAUUGUCCCGUCAACGAAAAGCCCAGUAGAGAGCAGUUCCGGGCCGAUGACCCGCCCAACUCAGGUCCAUGGUACUACCGGGACCGGAUCCCCACCACCUGAGGCUGAAGCUUCCUCGACCAUGACUGUGACUACGACUAUCACGACACAAUGCUCCUCCACUACUACGUCUAUGGUGAAUACGAGCUCACCGGACGAUACUACAGUCGUGACGGCCACGAUGACGACUCGAUGUUCGACUUCGGGUACGAGGACCUCACAAAGUCAGACGGCAAGUGAGCCUUCAAUGACCAUAAUGCAUGGAUGA
This is a messenger RNA of Aspergillus pseudotamarii, 2169 nucleotides long. RefSeq names its product LysM peptidoglycan-binding domain-containing protein. The transcript has 5 exons. Lineage: Eukaryota; Fungi; Ascomycota; Eurotiomycetes; Eurotiales; Aspergillaceae. The record is from RefSeq and is a predicted model, not a curated record. Bases 1 to 2169 code for a protein of 722 amino acids.